Messenger RNA from Dioscorea cayenensis subsp. rotundata (Guinea yam), 1973 nucleotides. Its product is annotated as MLO-like protein 9. Lineage: Eukaryota; Viridiplantae; Streptophyta; Magnoliopsida; Dioscoreales; Dioscoreaceae. The coding region runs from base 84 to 1586 and encodes 500 amino acids. The transcript is spliced from 15 exons. Gene Ontology annotation, biological process: defense response. Gene Ontology annotation, cellular component: membrane. The record is from RefSeq and is a predicted model, not a curated record.
GGAGCUUCUUUUAUGGCGGUUUCUCUCCCAUGAGAGAUGAAUUUUUGAUCCGAUGUUGGUGAAAACCUUGAGGGAUUUGGGCAAUGGGAGGAGGAGGAGAAGGUGCUGCAGCUGCUGAAGGUGGUAGUGCUUCAAGGGAGCUUGAUCAGACUCCCACUUGGGCUGUUGCUUCUGUUUGUGCUGUUAUCAUCCUCAUUUCCAUUUUACUGGAGAAGGCCCUCCAUCACAUUGGAGAGUGGUUUACAAAGAGACGGAAGAAGCCACUAUUUGAAGCUCUUGAAAAGGUUAAAGCCGAGUUGAUGAUUCUCGGGUUCAUCUCAUUACUAAUGACAUUUGGACAGAGCUACAUUACCAAAAUAUGUAUAUCACAUGCUGCUGCUGAUACAAUGCUGCCAUGCCGCUUGAAGAAGGAAACAAUUGACACGGAAGGGGAUGAAAGCCAUGAUGUGGCACACCAUCAUAGAUUAUUAUCAGAUACAGUGGUGGAUUUAGGUGUUAAGCGUAGAGUUUUAAUGCGUGGUGAAACAGGUUCUUCAUGUCCCAAAGGGAAGGUGUCUUUAAUUUCCAUGAAUGGGCUGCAUCAGUUGCAUAUAUUCAUCUUUUUCUUAGCUGUUUUUCAUGUGAUGUACAGUGCCAUUACAAUGGCCCUUGGAAGGGCUAAGAUCCGUGGUUGGAAAAUGUGGGAAAGAGAUGCUUCAUCAUCUGAUGGUGAAUUCUCCAAUGAUCCUUCAAAAUUCAGAUUUUCUCAUGAGACAUCAUUUGUGAAACAACAUACAAGUUACUUGAAUAAGGUUCCAGUCUCAUUCUAUGCUGUGAGCUUCUUCCGCCAAUUUUUUAGAUCAGUUCGAAAGGCUGAUUACCUGGCCUUGCGUCAUGGAUUCAUCACUACUCACUUAGCCCCUGGAAUUAGCUUUAACUUCCAGAAGUAUAUUAAAAGGUCUUUGGAAGAUGAUUUCAAAGUAGUUGUUGGGAUCAGCCCUGAAUUAUGGACUUCUGCCUUGAUAUUUUUGUUGCUUAAUAUUCAUGGUUGGCAGACAUUAUUCUGGAUAUCUAUCAUACCGCUAUUUACAAUAUUGGCAGUUGGAACCAAGCUUCAGGCUAUCAUCUCUAGGAUGGCCAUUGAGAUCAAAGAACGGCAUGCGGUAAUUCAAGGAAUUCCUUUGGUGCAACUCAGUGAUCACCAUUUCUGGUUUGGCCGUCCACAUUUAGUCCUGUUUCUCAUUCAUUUAUCACUUUUUCAGAACACUUUCCAAAUAAUAUAUUUUCUUUGGAUAUGGUAUGAAUUUGGAUUGAACUCUUGCUUCCAUAACAAUUUUAAGCUCCUUGUUGCAAGAGUUAUUACAGGAGUGGCAGUUCAGUGUUUGUGUAGCUACAUCACACUUCCACUUUAUGCUCUUGUAUCUCAGAUGGGAUCACAUAUGAAAAAAUCCAUAUUUGAUGAGCAAACAUCAAAGGCUCUAAUGAAAUGGCGUCAAGCAGUGAAGAAGAAACAAGGGAAGGGACCGAAUAAAUCCCCAUCAGGUUCCCCUACUACUAGUCCAAGAGAAGGAAGCCCGAAGGCCACACAAAUGAACCAACUUCAUUGAUUCAAGUCUAUUGGAAAUGCCGGUGUUAAUCCAAUGCCUUCCCGGAGGAAAUGCCAUCCAGAGCAAGACUCAUUAUCAGAUACUGAAACUGAUGCUCCAUCUGCAGCAGCAGCAGCCACUGCUGUCGCCGUUGCUAAUCUCAGUAACACCGAUCUAUUAACUGGAUCGGAUGAAUACCAUUUACCGUUGGAGAAAUAGUUUCACUUUGCAGGAAAAGGAAUAUUGUCAAAAUGCAUGAUGUAUCAUAUCAUGUUGCAUAAUGCAGCACAUUGUGAGCUUUAUGUUGUUUGUCUGUGUUUUCAUUGUUUUUGACAGCAGAAUGAAGGUUAUGUUGUGUUCAUUGCAUUUUUUUUUGUUAUAUACAUUAUACUUCACAAUUUGAGUGAU